Messenger RNA from Epinephelus moara (kelp grouper), 2151 nucleotides. It is a transcript of the gene plekhd1, whose product is annotated as pleckstrin homology domain containing, family D (with coiled-coil domains) member 1. Bases 865 to 2100 code for a protein of 411 amino acids. The record is from RefSeq and is a predicted model, not a curated record. The transcript is spliced from 10 exons. NCBI's taxonomy places the organism in Eukaryota, Metazoa, Chordata, Actinopteri, Perciformes, Serranidae.
UCCCAUGUGUGAAGUCUUCAUCUUGUAUUCAUCAAGGUAAGAGUUUAAUCAUUACUUUUAUCACAUUUUUAACAAAUAAUGGGACUUUCCUGUUAAAUGAAGUGUUAAAAUCCUGCCCCGACAGGAUAUUUCACUCAUGGAAAAAAAAACAACAACUCUGCAGGCUCAUGCACUUCUCUGUCGAGGCUGAGCUGUCAAUAUCUUUAUAAUCUGCUGUCCAUCCACUCUGACACAUGUUGUGUCAAUUAAUCUGAUACUCAUGACGCUGAGCUGCAUGUUAACCACUCCGACUCUCCAUCCUCUUUACCAGAAGUCGUGCGGCCACGCCUCUGCCCCAGAUGUUCUCCUAAUUCACUGCUGGAGCGGCUGAUGGAGGGAGUGGUGGAUGGAGUGAUGGAUAGAUGGAGGGACCAGAGAGUUCAUACCUGCCAAGAGCUGGAGACUGCGGCGAGUACAGUAAUCUGAAUAACAGCUUUUACUGGCUGGAAUGUAUUGACCGGCUUCAGAUUUAGCAACUCAUUCCUAAAGCUUCCCUCCCCCCAUUGCCUCCCAGUAUCCCUCCUCUUCCUCCCUCCCCUCUUUCUCUCUGUCAUCCCCUGUUUUCAUCUGUGCAGUCAGUCUGCCUCCAGCUGAUGAGCGUAUUGGCAGCUGCAUCAUUCCACCCUGCUGAGUUAUUGGGAUUUCUUUGCUACUUUUUCCUGUGUUAUAUUGAAGCUGUCCCUGCAGCCAUACAUGCACCUCCAUGAGUGUGUGUGUGUUUGCUGUUACUGGACUGAUUGUUAUUGAUUGACUGUAUUAUUUUUUUUUUUAGUCUGUUGGAAGUCUUAUUUGCUCCACCUCCCAGGGCGUGGGAAGCCAGAGAGGAUGUUCUCGUCUUCAUCCAGAAACUCUCUGUUCUCGCCGUGGUCGUCCAUGGAGCAGUCGGACUCUGAAGCGUUGGACAUCAGCACCAAAGUGCAGCUGCAUGGCGUGCUGUGGAAGAGGCCCUUCGGACGGCCGUCGGCCAAGUGGUCCCGCAGAUUCUUCAUCAUCAAAGACAGCUUCUUGCUCUACUAUGCAGAGAGCGAGAAGAGAAACUUUGAGACCAACAGGUACUUCAACAUCCACCCCAAGGGAGUCAUUCCUUUGGGAGGAUGUGUGGUGUCAGCUAAUGAAAACAUGGGCAUGCCCCAUGGCAUCGUGGUCAACCUGGAAGACUUCACUGGCACCAUAGUCCUGGCUGCUGAGUCUGGAGAGGAGCACGUCCAGUGGAUGGAGAUGCUGCAGGAGUCGGGGAAAGUCACGUGGAAGAACGCCCAGCUGGGGGAGGCCAUGAUCGAGAGUCUGGAGGCUCAGGGGCUGCAGCUGGCCAAGGAGAAGCAGGAGUAUCUGGAUAAACUGAUGGAAGAGACUGAAGAGCUCAGUCAUCAAAGAGCACAGAGAGAGGAGCUGGAGCGUCUGAACCAGGUUCUGGAGGAGGAGAAGCUGAAGUUUGAGGAGGUGGUGGUGGAGCUGAAGGCGGAGCAGGAGCAUAUCAAACUAGACCUGGACGGCACAGCUCAGUCCCUGAGAGGUGUUGAGAGUGAAAAAGAAGAGCUGAGCAGUCUGACCAUCAUGCUGCAGAAAUCCAUCGAGGAGCUCUCUCAGGAGAAACAACGAACCCUGGAGCUGCUGGGGGUGAAGGAGCGGGGGGAGAAGGAGGAUGAGGCCACAGAGGAGAGCUCGGCUCAGUCUGAGGAUGGCAAGGACCCCGGUGCUGUGGACCUGCUGCAGGACCUGCGACACAUCGAGGAUCAAAUGAAGAUCCUGCUGAAGGAGAAGGAGCAGGCUGAGGACAAGCUCAGGGAGAACGAGCAGCGAGCUACAGUCCUGCAGCAGGAGAGGGAGUUCUACUCGUGUCAGGCCCGGACGCUGCAGCAGUCGCUCUCUCAGCUCACUGUAGACAAGCAGCAGACCGAGGCUGAGCUCAAGGUAACACAGCGUGACUCAGCUGCUCUCAGCUUACAUGACACAGCAACGCUCAAAGUCAGUUUAAAGGUCAGCGUAUUAAUCAGCUGCCAGGUUCAUUUUCCUUUCAGAUAUUGUUUCAGAGGAAAGAUUUUUAUAAAGAUAAAAGAGUGAAAGAGUCGACACAAGAUGAAGAGUCAGAUGAUGAAAACAUUUAUUACAACA